AGUUGAGCUUGUCCCUCCCACUCCUUCCCAAUGAGCGGCUUCUGGCAGGGAGCGGGGAAAGGCUGGGGAGAAGUGGACGCUUUUUUCAGAGGAAGGCUACCACUCUGGCUCAGUGCCUCAAGCGGAUGGUAGGGGUAGGGUACCACAAGCCUCUACCACUCACAUGGACUUCUACAGAGGGCUCUUUGUAGCCUGGGCGCUCAGCCUCCUACCAGGAUUCUGUGACACCUUCAACAUCGACACCAAAAGGCCACGCAUCAUCCCGGGCUCUAAGGACGCCUACUUUGGCUAUACCGUGCAGCAGCAUGACAUCGCUGGGAAGAAAUGGCUGGUGGUGGGAGCGCCCUAUGAGACCAAUGGACAGCUGAAGACUGGAGACGUCUACAAGUGUCCAGUGAAUGGCGAGACCAACUGCACCAAACUCAACCUAGGAAGAGUAACGCUCUCCAACGUGUCAGAGCGCAAAGAUAACAUGCGUCUGGGCCUGAGUCUGACCACCAACCCCAAGGACAAAAGCUUUCUGGCUUGCAGCCCUCUCUGGUCCCAUGAGUGUGGAAGUUCUUACUUUACCACAGGAAUGUGCUCCCGGGUGAACUCCAACUUCAGAUUCUCGAAGACCAUCGCUCCCGCCCUCCAGAGGUGCCAAACGUACAUGGACAUAAUCAUUGUUCUGGAUGGAUCGAACAGCAUCUAUCCCUGGGUGGAAGUGCAACAUUUCCUGAUAAACAUCCUGAAAAAGUUUUACAUUGGGCCCGGACAAAUACAGGUUGGAGUUGUUCAGUAUGGAGAAGAUGUUGUGCAUGAAUUUCAUUUAAAUGACUACAGGUCUGUAAAAGAUGUGGUGGAAGCUGCUAGUCACAUAGAGCAGAGAGGAGGGACAGAAACGAGGACGGCGUAUGGGAUAGAAUUUGCUCGCUCGGAAGCCUUUCAGAAAGGUGGGCGGAAAGGUGCGAAGAAGGUGAUGAUUGUCAUAACCGACGGGGAGUCCCACGACAGCCCGGACCUGGAGAAGGUGAUUGAAGACAGCGAGAAGGACAAUGUCACCAGAUAUGCUGUGGCAGUUCUGGGUUACUAUAAUCGACGGGGAAUCAACCCCGAGGCCUUUUUGAAUGAAAUAAAAUUCAUCGCGAGUGACCCAGACGACAAGCAUUUCUUUAAUGUCACGGACGAAGCGGCGCUGAAGGAUAUUGUGGAUGCGCUGGGAGAGAGGAUAUUUAGUCUGGAAGGUACCAACAAAAAUGAAAUCUCCUUUGGACUUGAAAUGUCCCAGACCGGAUUUUCAUCACACGUUGUGGAAGAUGGGAUUCUGCUCGGGGCCGUGGGGGCGUAUGACUGGAACGGAGCAGUGCUCAAGGAAACCAGCAGUGGGAAAGUCAUUCCUCAUAGGGAAUCCUACCUCCAAGAGUUCCCGGAGGAGCUGAAGAACCAUGGGGCAUACCUAGGUUACACUGUCACCUCCGUGAUGUCACCCAAGCAUGGAAGAAUUUACGUGGCCGGAGCUCCGAGGUUCAACCACACGGGGAAAGCCAUUAUUUUUACAAUGCACAGCAACAGAAACCUAACCAUUCACCAGUCCCUGAAAGGAGAACAGAUUGGCUCCUACUACGGAAGUGAAAUAAACUCCAUCGACGUUAACGGCGAUGGGAUCACCGACAUUCUGCUGGUCGGCGCCCCCAUGUACUUCAGCGAAGGCCGAGAGCGGGGGAAGGUGUACAUCUACGUCCUAAAAGAGGACCAAUUUGUUUCCAAUGGAUCUCUGAAAGAUUUGCAGAGCUACCAGAAUUCCAGGUUCGGCUCUUGCAUUGCCUCCGUCCCCGAUUUGAAUCAAGACUCCUACAAUGAUGUCAUCAUUGGGGCUCCUUUGGAAGAUGACCACCAAGGAGCCAUAUAUAUCUUCCAUGGCUUCGAAGAAAACCUCCAGAAGAUGUAUAAACAGAGAAUAGCAGCGGCAGACUUUGGUCUGGGCCUGAAGUAUUUUGGAUGCAGUAUUCACGGACAACUAGAUCUCAACGAAGAUGGCCUCAUUGACCUAGCAGUUGGUUCACUUGGGCAUGCUGUGCUCUUGUGGUCCCGCAGCGUGGUCCAGAUCAAUGCCAGCAUUCGAUUCGAGCCCUCCAAAAUCAACAUCUUCAACAAGGACUGCAAGCGCAACGGGAAGGACGCCGCCGUUCGGGUUUCCCCGGCCCGCGCUGUCCUCUCGGCCCAUUUCCAGACAGCGAGUGUGGGGUUAAAAUACAACGCCACCAUCGACGAGCGACGGUACACGCCUCGGGCUCAUCUGGAUGAAAACAGCGACCGGCACACUCAGAAGCUGGUCACGUUGUCGGCCGGAGAAGAACACUGUGACAAGCUACAUUUUCACGUCCUGGACACAGCAGACUAUGUGAAGCCCGUGACGUUUUCAGUCGAAUAUGGGCUGGCGAGCCCCGACCAUGGUCCCAUGCUGGAUGACGGCUGGCCAACUGCGCUGAAAGUCUCCGUGCCUUUCUGGAACGGAUGCAAUGAGGACGAACACUGUGUCCCUGACCUGGUCCUGGAUGCUAAAAACGAUAUUCCAACCACCACGGAGUAUUGCAGGAGAGUCUUGAGGAAGUCGCCGUCGGAUUGCGCCGCCUACACACUGUCUUUUGAUACGCCCAUUUUUAUCAUCGAGAGCACACGGAGAAGGGUGGCGGUGGAAGCAAUCCUGGAGAACAAAGGCGAAAAUGCCUACAGCGCUGUCCUGAACAUUUCCUUCUCCAGGAAUCUGCAGUUUGCUAGCUUGAUUCAGAAGGACGAGUCCGAUGUCAAUAUUGAGUGCGUGAACGAAGAAAAGCGGCCCAACAAGAAGGUGUGCAAUGUCAGCUACCCCUUCUUCCGCGCCAAAGCGAAGGUGGCUUUUCGCCUGGAUUUCGAAUUCAGCAAGUCUAUUUUUCUUCAAAGCAUGGAGAUCUAUCUGACUGCCAACAGUGACAGCGAAGAACACGAAAGUACCAAAGAGGACAACUCCGCUCUCCUGAAUUUUCACCUGAAAUACGAAGCGGACCUCCUUUUCACCAGGAGUUCAAGCCUGGACUAUUACGAAAUCAAGCCAAGCAGCUCCCCGGAGAGGUACGACAGCAUCGGCCCUCCCUUUAAUUGCACGUUUAAGCUGCACAAUCUGGGGUUCUUUCCCGUCGAUGGCGUGACCAUCAAAAUCACAAUCCCCGUGGCCACGAGAGGAGGGAAUCGCCUUUUGCUGCUGACUGAUUUCCUUGUGGAUCAGGAAAACACAACGUGUAAUAUCUGGGGAAACAACACUGAUUACAGAAGGGCACCUACGGAGGAGGACCUUUUGCGGAACCUACACCUGAACCACAGUAACUCGGACGUCAUCUCCAUUGACUGCAACGUCAAAUUAGCAUCCAAUGAAGAAAUCAACUUCCGCUUGCGUGGCAAUCUGUGGAUGGAGUCCCUGAAAGCACUGAAGUUCAAGUCACUGAAGCUCACGACGAACGCAGCCCUGCAGCGGCGCUUUCGCAGCCCCUUCAUCUUCCGGGAGGAGGACCCCAGCCGCCAGGUAACGUUUGAAAUCUCCAAACCAGAGGAGUCCCAGAUCCCCAUCUGGAUCAUCCUGGGCAGCACACUGGGCGGGCUCCUGCUUCUCGCACUCCUUGUCCUGGCCCUAUGGAAGCUUGGAUUUUUUAAAAGUGCCAAUCGCAAGAGAGAUACAGCGCCGGAGCACCAGGCGAAAGUGUUAGAAUGAGGCUCCCGCAGCUAGGGUCUGCGAAUCUCAUCUCCCUAUCGCCAUGUUCAUAUCCGUGUGCGGCCGGCAGAGGAGAUGUUGGUCUUGCUGCCAAAGGAAGUGGGUGUAGGACUCCAUUUGCCUCGAGAGGAGAAUACACCCCUUUGUGUGAAAUUAGCUAAAGAGAACCUAUUCCGUGGCCAGCUGCCACCGGAGCACAACCAUCAAAAGGUACUUCAAACUGGUUUUAAAUAGUUCUGUUCUGCCUCACUCCGGGCAGUUAGUUGUGCAUAAGGACAGUAACAAAGCUGGGGUAGUCUUUGUGAUGAUUGGGUGUUUUUAUAUCCUGGGGGUUGCAAGUUUAAUGCCAUGCGCCAAAUCGAAGCCACGAGCAAGUCAGAUUAAACGCAACUACGACACAGUAUUUUUGAGAGACCUCACUUUUAAGGCUAGCAGCUGGGUUAUUCAGACUAAGUGGACUUGUCAAUAAAAUGCCACAAGUGAAUUCUCCAGGUGCACAAUUUGCCUGCGAAAAUAAGAUGAGGAAGGAAGAGACUAAACACCCUGUCCAAAACAUGUAAACAGACCGAAGGAUCAGUUUACACGUCUAUUAAAUUCCAGUGGUGCACCUAAAUGUAAAAAUGCAGGCUUAAAUGGAGCUCCCCUGGAAGCAAAGUGGAACUGGCCAAUAUAAAACUUCGGAUCCCCACACGUUUUACAUUUUCUGAGUGGAGAAGUUUAAUAGAGAGUUUUUAAUUUGCUUUCUUUUUAAUGCACUGAAUACAAUUAAUAGCAAAUUAAAGCACCUUAAUACAGAACUUCAGUGUCCAGCUGUAUAUACUUAUUCUGAAAAGAUUUACCUGUUUGAACGCCAAAAAAAAAAAAUUUAAAAACCAGUUUGAAGUGUUUUCUACAAACUGUGCAAUUUCCAAGAGUCGACAGGCAACAGGAAUCGGAAACUGUAUUAUAAUUGUACAUACUUUGUGUCAUGCAGAAAUGAUCACUGCUGUUCGACAAAAAUCUUUUCUUUUGCAUAAUAGAAUUAUUUAUGCUAAUAUUAACUUUAUGAUUGAAAGGAAAGAAAGCAGCUGUCCACCCAAUGUGUAACAGUCUGUUCAGUACUGUUUUAGUAUUUUUUAAGGAUUAACUAUACAGUAUUUUUAAAUAUUCAUCAUUUCAACGACCAUUCUGUACUAAACCAGUUUCCCCAAUGAUCUAUAAUUGGAUUGAAUUGUUCACAGCCCUUUUAGAAGAGAGUGAAAGAGGGACUGUAAUAUUUCUGCCUUUAUUUAUUGUGACAAUAAAUGUAUUUUCCAGAAUGACUUCUUUUAAAGGGACCUUGUCAGGUUUAAAAAAUUAAAUACUUACACUUGCAACAUGAGGAUCUUGUUGUGAGCCCAUACACAUGUUGCAGGGUCAGAUCCUUUGGGCCUUGUCUUUGUGGUAUGACGUUAGAUUUAUUUAAACUGAAACACACAUCUAAUUGAUUUUUUUAUCUGUUUCUGCUUUUGUUGCAUUUCUCAUCUUGAGCAAAAAGGAAGUCUAGUCAGUUUCAUUGAAGCUAGUCCCAGUUUACUUUCAUGUUCUCCUGCAGUAGGUGAUGCAACUGCUUCCGGGAGUUGUUUAUAUGUGUUUGUUUCCGUUUAAAUAAAGAAUGGGACUAGCUGGGUUAGUUUCAGGCUUGAUGGAUGAUUAGCACGGGGGUGCCUGUUUUGUUGAAUGGAGAUUUUUGAUCUGACAUUGACCCUUUGUAUUGUAUUGGGAGUGGCAAAGCGUUCCCACCACACGGAGGCAUGUUCUUAUUGAACUUGCUUCAUGAAAAUAUUGGCGAGUGUCCACGGUUUCUUCUUUCCCCUUUAAUGAGUGAUCAGUUUUCCCAAAUGUUGCCAAAUAAUCUUGUUGAAAGUAUUGAAAUGGAAGGAUUAUAAAGAACACUGAAUGCAUCCUCACAAAACCCUUCUCUUCCUCCAAUAUCAAACACAACCCCCCAAAAGCCCCAAACCCAACAACAACAAAGAAAGAAACAAAACACCACGCGCUGUUUAAUAACUUGUUCCUUUCCGACGUUGGCGAGGAGAAAAUUCACUUUCUUUUUCAAAUCCAAACCUUUAGCUUAGCUUUAGCAUUCACCCCCUUUUAAAUAACUGCCAUAUAGACAGACUAGAAAAUACCUCACCGUCAAAAAUCACCGGGGCCUGAUUUUGCAGUGAAAUCAACUGCAAAUCAACUGAUGCUUUGCCACUUCCUUUGGUGGGCACAGACUAAGCCCAAUAGGGGAUUAGCAGCCGUGUAAACAGAAUACCCAGUUUUGCUGUACAUUAGGGGCAUGUCUAGACUACAUGG
Messenger RNA from Pelodiscus sinensis (Chinese soft-shelled turtle), 6046 nucleotides. The record is from RefSeq and is a predicted model, not a curated record. NCBI's taxonomy places the organism in Eukaryota, Metazoa, Chordata, Testudines, Trionychidae.